UUUAGUGCUUUUAGUCUAUAUAAUCUAUGCUAAAGUGUCUUCCGCACUUUUCCGUGUUUGGUUAUUGUUUCCAAAAUUUAAUAACAUUGAAAUAACUAUUUUAAAAUGGAAAUGUGUGCAGAAGAGACUCCAAAAGAAGUUACUGAAAAUAUGCUCCCCGAAGGUAGCAGUAAAGAAAAGUCACCUGCAUCUACUCCACCCUCACAGGAACAUCAAAAGAAAAUCAAGAAAGAUGACAAAAGUAGCAAGAAGGAUGACAAACAAUUAGAACAGUUUAUGAAAUCCCUCAAUUCUGUGACAAAUGUUGAUGAGAAGCUCUCAUUGGUUUGCAAAAAAUAUAUGGAGAGUACAGAAGAAAUAAAAAAAAUGCAGUUUUAUAUUAAGCAAUCUGAUAAACGGUAUGCUGUAGUUUUGAAGCAGAAGGAACAUUUACAACAGGAGUUUAAUAAAACUGUCCUUGUCAAGUCUAAGCUGGAGAACUUAUGUAGAGAGCUGCAAAAACAAAAUAAGGCUAUAAAGGAAGAAUCUCUUCUGAAGAUUCGGGAGGAAGAGGAACGUCGCAAAGAAACACAAACUAAGUUCCAGAGUACACUGUCUGAAAUUACCAUUUUAUUACAACAAAAUAAUGAGAAAAAUGUGAAGCUUCGUGAUGAUAACAUUAGCAUGAGUGAAAAGUUCAAAAGUAUAGUACAGCAAUAUCAACUUCGGGAGCAGCAAGUAGAUAAGAUGGCAAAACAAAUGGCCUUGGAAUCUCAAUUGUCUGAUGCUAAACUGCAGAAGUCAAAUUUAGAACAUCAAGCUGAAAAAGAGAGGCUUGUAGCUGAAAUGGAGCAAUUAAAAGUAACUGUAGCACAGUACAAAGCUAAGGUUAUGGAACUUCAAGGAACUGAAUCUGCCUUAAAGGGUCAAUUAGCUGUUUACACUGACAAAUAUGACGAGUUUCAAAAUGCAUUAGUAAAGAGUAACCAAGUCUUUGGUGGAUUUAAAGAGCAGAUGGAAUUGAUGUCCAAAAAGAUUAAGAAGUUAGAGAAAGAGUCAUUGUCAUGGAAGAAGAAAUGGGAGACAUCUCAAACUGCCUUGUUGGAUAUGUGUGGCGAGCGCCAGACUACAGAAGAGAGAGUUGCUGCUACAACCAGGCAGCUGCAACACAUGCAAAGUCUUUGUCGCACACUACAGGCUGAGCGCACAGUCCUGUUGAACACUUUGAAGGAAAACAAUAUAGAACGUCCACCGCUUCCGGCGCCCACUCCUGCGCCGCCUGCACCGCCGCCCGUCCAGACACAAAGCGACGCCAAGGUUGAUGCAAUGGUUGCCAACUGCGCUCAGCUGAGACAGAGUCUUGCACAUUUACAGACUCAAUUAAAUGUGUUAACCACUAACAAAAAUGACUCGAAAGAAGAACCAUCUAAACCAGAGAAACAGAAAAAAUCAAAGUCGAAAAAGAACAAAGCGGAGAAACAAGGACAAAAAGUAGACACAGACACAGAGAAAUUGGACGUGAAAGAUAAUAAUAUUGACGAAUUAACCGCAUCUAAAGAAACAGAAGAUGUAGACCAACAAAAAACUGGAGAUACUGAAGUACCUGAAGAAAAAAAUGAUGCAAUCAAUUAUAAAACUGAAUCCCCAGACAACGACGAAGCUGAAAGCCCAGAAGAUAAAAUAGAUGACCAAACAAUGGAAAGCCUGAUACAGGCUAUCAAUAUGGCUAAUGUAGACCUAUGCGAUUUGGAGGUUGUCAAUGGGGAAGUUAAUAAUAAAAUUGAUAUAGUCAAUGACUUAGCCCAUGCGCUGGAUGAUCUGCAAACAGGUGAUUCAGGGCUUCCAUUACAUGACGAUAAUGUUGAAAAGGAAUCAUCGAAACAAGAACCUGAAAAUGUUUCACUAAUUGUGGAAACAAACCCAAAUGAAGAAGUUUCGCACAUUGCUGAAGUAAAGCCAAUUUCAAAUGAUAAACCUGAGUGAUUUUUGAAGUGCGUUAAAAACUUAUUAAAAACAUUUAGUAUUCGAACUUCUUUUUUUAUUAUUUAAGUAAUCAUUAAUUUUUUUAUGGGUCCUGCCCCAGUAUUUUUUGGUUCUCAGCUAAAUAUUUUUAAUUGUGUGUGAUUUGAUUAAUUGCUACUUUAUUAAAUAAAAAUGUAUCUUAAAUUAUCUAAAGUGCCUGAAUUUAGUGAAGUCUAGUUGUCUAGUCAGAAAUCUGUAACGUAAAUUGGCUACAGAUCCAACAAAUUCACAUUACAUAACACCAAAUGAACUGUGUAGAGAUGGUUUCUUAUAUACAAUUGAAUAUUAAAUUACAAUAAUGCGUUAAAUAUGCCUCUCUUUAUUGUUAUCAAUUGGCACGACAAUCAUGUACACGUAAUGUAAUUUAGUGCAGUUUUCAAAGUUUAUUCUAAUGUUAUGCGGUUCAAAGAUAUGCACAAUGUACAUAUCUUAAUGUUAGAUACAUUAGAUUUAAGCCACGAUAUGUUUUUGAAUCUAUUGUGCUAUUAUUAGUGCAACAAUAAUAACUGAAUGAUUUAAAUUUCAAUGAAUUUGUAGUCAUUUACAUUAAACUUAGAUUUUCCAAUGUCGAAA
Pectinophora gossypiella (pink bollworm) is the source of this 2574-nucleotide messenger RNA. RefSeq names its product gamma-taxilin. Gene Ontology annotation, molecular function: syntaxin binding. Lineage: Eukaryota; Metazoa; Arthropoda; Insecta; Lepidoptera; Gelechiidae. The record is from RefSeq and is a predicted model, not a curated record. The transcript is spliced from 7 exons. The coding region runs from base 106 to 1962 and encodes 618 amino acids.